Molecule: messenger RNA, 258 nt
Organism: Anopheles marshallii
Lineage: Eukaryota; Metazoa; Arthropoda; Insecta; Diptera; Culicidae
Product: cecropin-A-like
Biological process (GO): defense response to Gram-positive bacterium; antibacterial humoral response; defense response to Gram-negative bacterium
Cellular component (GO): extracellular region
Source: RefSeq, a predicted model, not a curated record
AUGUAACGGUAUCAUCAGUCAGCUCGGAGUGUUCCACCAGCAAAAUCCAAUCAACCAACCAACCAACCAACCCAACCAACAAUGAACUUCACCAAGAUCUUCAUCUUUGUCGUUCUGGCGGCGCUGCUGCUCUGUGGCCAGACGGAGGCAGGCCGGCUGAAGAAGCUGGGAAAGAAAAUUGAAGGAGCUGGCAAGCGUGUGUUCAAGGCGGCAGAGAAGGCUCUACCGGUGGCGGCAGGUGUCAAAGCUCUCGGUUAG